Molecule: messenger RNA, 1051 nt
Organism: Melitaea cinxia (Glanville fritillary)
Lineage: Eukaryota; Metazoa; Arthropoda; Insecta; Lepidoptera; Nymphalidae
Exons: 2
Coding region: 5-826 (273 amino acids)
Source: RefSeq, a predicted model, not a curated record
AAUAAUGGAUAAAAACAAAACAUUCGCUCCGCCAUCUAAAAAUAUACGUACCAAGCGUCCCUCUACCGUCAGCGUCCUAAGUUCGUCUCGAAAACCGCCAAGUAAAGAAAAAGUUAUACCCAAAACGAAAAUUAACAAAAACGCUACAGUGAUAGGUGACGGUGAUAUAACUAUAUGUAAAACUGAAAGUUCGAUGCCGGAUUUCGACGCGGAAUACCGCCAAAUCGCGUACGGAAAGUUUCUACGCGCAAUGCUCGAAGAUUGCCUUGUUGAGGAAAAAAUUGAAAGGGAAGAAACGCAGAUGGAUAUCCAGAUGGCUCAGUUGGCGGAUCGCUUCCAGAAGACCAUGGAUCAGUUGGAUAAAACAAAUCGGCGUUUGAAAGAUAUUAAUUUUGUUGUUGAACAGAAACGACUCUUAGAUUUGAAAAGCCAAGACUGUUCGAAGUUCUACAACAUAACAGAAAAUUCCAAAGUGGACAAAAUUUUGGACGACCUUGCCGCCACUGAAGAGGCAUCUUUGGACAAAUUAGAACUUAAAAAUGUUGAUUUCGGUUACAACGAUGAAUCUGGCCACAAACAACUGUUAGAUGCUGUGAACGAUGCCAUAGAAGGCCUAGACCAAAUAAAAAAACACUCAAAUUUAGAUAUAGAUAAGUUUAAAGAGUAUGAAAGAUCUCAGAAAACAAUUGACGAUCUAGAUAAAGAUAGAUUCGAUCUCGAAAGCUUGAAAUCUGAAUUUGAAAAGAAGUUUCCAAAGUUCAGCGAAAGAUUGUUGAAAGAUGUGUCGGAGAAACUAGCAGCUGUUAUUGAUAAUGACGAGGAUUAACUUAAAUUGUAAUAAAUGCAGCUAGAAGAUCACACCUAAAUAACACUGCUACAGUAGUGCUAUGUUCCUGUGGAGGGUCAUACGACACUAUUCUUGCAAUGCUUCUGGUACAACACCAGUCACAGGUGUCUUUAGGCUAUGGUAUCUGUUUACCAUCAAGCGAACUGUGAGCUUGUUUGUCACGUUUAUGGUCUAAACAAAUUUUUUUGUAAUCAAAUAACCAUA